AUGGGAGAUUUCAAUGAAGUCAGAAAUGAGUCUGAUAGGUUUGGUUCUCAAUUCAACCAUAUCCAUGUAAGAACUUUUAAUCAGUUUAUUGAGCAUAAUGAUUUAGUUGAUAUUCCUAUGGGCGAGCCUUGUUAUACAUGGAGUGAUAGAUGGGGAUCUAAGUUCUCAAAGCUUGAUCGGUUUUUGGUCUAUGAAGUUCUUAUGUUGCAUUUUCCUCACAUUAUGGUCUUGGUUCUGGAUAAAAAUAUCCCUAAUCAUCGUCUUGUUGUUUUAUUAGAGCACCGUGGGGAUUAUGGUUCGUCAACUUUUCAUAUUUUUCAUACUAGGUUUGAGAUGGAAGGUUUUGAUGAAGUGGUUCAUAAUUCUUGGAACUCCAAUGUCAUUGGGAACUUGAAUGAUAAUCCUUGGGUUAUUUUUAAGAAGAAGCUUCAAAUUCUUAAACCUAACCUAAGAUUAUGGAACUCUAGUGCUCGUGAUCGUUUGAUUAGUAAAAGGAAAAUUCUUCAAGAUAAAGUUGAAGAGAUUGACGCUUCUCUUAUGUUUGAUGGGGGUAGUGCUAAUCUUCGUGAACAAAGAGUUUCAGCUAUUAAACAACUGACAUACUUGGAUCAUCUCUCUAGAGUCGAGUUGGCGCAGAAAGUGAAAGUUUAG
This is a messenger RNA of Lactuca sativa (garden lettuce), 651 nucleotides long. The record is from RefSeq and is a predicted model, not a curated record. Lineage: Eukaryota; Viridiplantae; Streptophyta; Magnoliopsida; Asterales; Asteraceae.